AUGGGCCUCUACAAAGAGCUACCGGAAUCCCUCACCGAGGUCGACAUUAUCAUCGCCGGAGGUGGCACGGCCGGUUGUAUUGUCGCCGCAAGACUAACAGAUGCUGAUCCCAACCUUUCCAUCCUGGUGAUUGAGCGCGGCAGCAAUAAUGACCUGCCCACAAUCGCAUAUCCGCUGUUCUUCAUGCAAAACAUUGUGCCAGGCAGCAAGGCAAGCAUUUUUUACCAAACAGCGCCGGAGGAGCAGCUGGAUGGUCGAGAGAUCAUUGUCCCUGCUGGUGGUGUUCUCGGGGGCGGGUCGUCGAUCAACCUGAUGAUGUACACUCGGGCUCAGAGGUCCGACUUCGACGGGUGGGGUGUGCCGGGUUGGUCUGCUGAUGAGAUGUUGCCGUAUCUAAAGAAGCUGGAGACUUAUCACGGAGUGGACCACAAUGGAACGCAUGGUCAUGAUGGUCCCAUUAAUGUUUCUACUGGCACUUUCACAUCUACCAGGUUCCAAAAUGAGUUCCUUUCUGUAGUCGAAGAAACGGGAUGGCCCACAAGUGAUGAUCUCCAGAACCUGGACUCCUCGAAUGGAAUUGGAGCCCAACCCGCCCUCCGCUAUGUAUCUCCCGACGGUGCGCGUCAAGAUACCGCGAACCGCUACCUCCACCCCCGCCUCCAAUCCAGCACCAAUCCCAACCUCCAUGUCCUCCUCGAAACAAGCGUCAUCCGUGUCCUCUUUGACGACAACAAGCGCGUCAGGGCUGUAGAGUUCACCCGCAACCCGCUUUACCACGACACUCAUUCACCCACCCAAACGGUCAAAGCCCGCAAAACGAUAGUCAUUUCCUCCGGCGCCCUGGGCACACCGCCCAUUCUCGAGCGAUCUGGCAUUGGCUCCCCCGAAGUUCUCUCCCGCGCCAAAGUUGAAGUAGUUGUCCCCCUACCCGGAGUUGGCGCAGAAUACGAAGACCACCAACUCUGCGUGUACCCUUACCACUCCUCUUUAUCCCCAUCGGAGACAGCCGAUUCUGUCGCCCUUGGUCGCGUAGAUCCAGCCACCCUGAUCCAAAAUAAUGACCCAACCCUGGGGUGGAACACUAUGGAUGUAACCUGCAAGCUCCGCCCUCUUGCCGACAAAGACAUCACCGACCUAGGACCGGCCUUUGAAGCCGCCUGGAACAACGACUUCGCCAACACCCCCGACAAGCCCCUCGGCAUGAUCGCCCCCGUAGCCGUUUUCCCCAACAACCCCGACCUCGUUUCCGCAUUCGGCCCGGAUAAACAGUACUUCUCCAUCAGCUGCUUCACCGUCCACCCUUACUCCCGCGGCCACAUCCACAUCACCAGCCCCGAACUGACCUCCCCACCAGACUUCAAAACCGGCUUCUUGACCGACAAAAACAAUCUUGACAUCAAAAUGCACAUCUGGUUGUACAAAACCCAACGUGAAAUCGCCCGACGAUUGCCCCUCUACCGCGGUGAAGUCACCCCCUGCCACCCCCCUUUCCCUCCCUCCUCCAAAGCCAGCGCAGUCCACCUCAACCAACCCCUCAACGGCAAGGUCAACAACAUCUCCUACACCCCCCAAGAUGACGCCAUAAUCGAGCAGCAUAUCCGUCAAAAUGUCAGCACGACCUGGCACUCCCUCGGCACAUGCAAAAUCGGGUCGGUAGUGGACGAAAACCUGAAUGUGUACGGCACCACAGGCCUCAAGAUCGCCGAUUUGAGCGUCCUGCCUGGGAAUGUAGCUGCGAAUACGAAUAACAUGGCCAUGGCGGUGGGGGAGAAGGCGGCGGGUGUUAUUAUUGGGGAGCUUGGUCUUGGUAUUUAG
Molecule: messenger RNA, 1815 nt
Organism: Podospora pseudopauciseta
Lineage: Eukaryota; Fungi; Ascomycota; Sordariomycetes; Sordariales; Podosporaceae
Exons: 4
Coding region: 1-1815 (604 amino acids)
Molecular function (GO): flavin adenine dinucleotide binding; oxidoreductase activity, acting on CH-OH group of donors
Source: RefSeq, a predicted model, not a curated record